UUGAAAAAAUUGAGAAUAAAAAGAAAAAAAAAAACUCUUUGUUUUCAAUAUUGCCCUAAAUUGAAACUGUUAAAAGGGAAAUUCCGAUUCAUAAAACAUUCCCUUCCCACACAAGCAAAGGCGCUGCAAAAUCACCAUCAUUUCACCCAGAAUCUGGUGGGUUUUCAAUCCAAUUCCGGCGGGAGAGAGGAAUUGGUUCCAUCCCCGGUUCGGGGUAACAACUCGAUGAUAACUCGUUCAAAACUCGUGGAGCAACUUAGAGAUUAUCAGAUCCGAUCCCAGCACCGGUGCCCUGCUCUCGUUGUCUUCUCUCCAAAACCGGUUCUCUCCACCUGGUUGGAGUUAGAGCUAGACUCUAGAGCACCUAUUUUUAGCUUCACUGCUGAAACUAAGACUGAUGUUGCAGUUGCUAUAUUCUGGGCGUUGAGCUUUAUUCUGCUUCUGAGUUCAUCAUAUGUUGUCCUCUACUUAACACACUACUGGAUUUCUUUAGCUUUCAUGUGCAUUGGCAUCCUUGUCCCAAUUCGUCUGAGAGUUGCAAGGCAAUCACUUGCCAGAAAAAGAGAUAGACGGUUGUUACUUCCUUUAUCUAUGUGAGUGCUGUCAAAUAGAUUAGGCAUAUAAAAGUUUUGCUGUAAGUUGCAAAUUUGAGUUGAUAAGCUUAUGUAAGAACUGGAGUAUUGAGAAUUUGCUGAGCAACACACUCGUUGGUUAGAAAAAUGAGAACUAUUUUGAGUAAAGGUUGAAGGUGCGAUACCCUUAUUUCAAGUUUUGCAGCUAUGUACUUGUAAAUGUAUUUGUUGAGAAAGGCGUGAAAGAUUUUGGCGUUAGGAUCUCAGUCGCUAGAUGGUUUCUAUAAUAUAUUAAUAGUUCAGGCUUUAGUGCUAAAUUAGAAUUUUAAUCUGUGCUUAGCGUUAAAGUGUAAGUCCAGUACUUAUAUGUCUACCUAGAAUACAGUAA
Molecule: messenger RNA, 960 nt
Organism: Striga asiatica
Lineage: Eukaryota; Viridiplantae; Streptophyta; Magnoliopsida; Lamiales; Orobanchaceae
Source: the annotation of a GenBank genome assembly